Messenger RNA from Plasmodium gallinaceum, 1734 nucleotides. RefSeq names its product RING zinc finger protein, putative. Lineage: Eukaryota; Apicomplexa; Aconoidasida; Haemosporida; Plasmodiidae. The transcript is spliced from 2 exons. The record is from RefSeq and is a predicted model, not a curated record. The coding region runs from base 1 to 1734 and encodes 577 amino acids.
AUGAUAGAUGAAAGAAGCAUAAAAAAUAGUAAGUUGGACUUUAUUAGCGAUAUGAAUUCAAAAAAAAAAUUGAAUAUAGUAGAAGAAAGCACUUUAGAAAAGGUUCACAUAUUACCAAUAAAAAAAAGCGUUUCUAAUUUCGACUCGCUUUAUGAUAAGCUAAAUUCUUUAAUUAAUGAGAAAUGUAUUUUGCAUGAAGGAUUUAUUAUUAGUUUAAAUAAUACAAAUGUAAACAAGAAUAAAAAUGAAAACAUAAAUAAAGAUGAAAAUGAAAACGAAUCUGAGAGAAAGGGUGAAAAUGCAGAUGAUGAUGCAAGUAAGGUAAAAGAUCAAAAUGUGAAUACAGGUGAAGAAGAAAAUAAUUCUUCAUUAAAAAAAUCGUUGUUAGAAAUAGAAGAUCACAAAAAAUUAAAUAAUAAUGAAAUUUGUUUAUAUGAUAAUGAAAAUAAUAGAGAUAAUAAAAUAAGUAAAGAUAAUCAUGUGAAUAAUGAUGUAGACUAUGUUAUUAUUGAUUGCAUCCCGUCUAAAGGAGUACUUAGUCAUGAUACAUUAAUUUAUACGGAUGGAAAAUAUGUUGAUAAUUUUAAAAAAAUUCAUAUUUUAAUAAUAAAUGAUAAAAAUUACAAAAAAUAUGAAAAAAAAUUAAAAAGAAAUUUUUUUUCUUUUAAAAAAUAUUUUUUUAAAAAAAGCAUUGAAUUUUUUAAUGACACCAUUUCUUUUAUUCCUUUUUCUUUUGACUGUUUUUCUCAAAAAUCAAAAAGAAAAAAUGAAUCUAAUAAAUUAACAAGAGAUUAUAAAGAAAAAAAAAAAAAAAAAAAUGUAGUAUUAGAAAAAAUUUUAAUAUCUUAUUUAUAUCCUUACUUUAAAAAAAAUAAAAACAAGUUAUUUUAUUGUGGAAAAUUAUUUAUUAUAAGCAAUUUUUCAUUUCUUAUUUUCAAAGUUGAUUCUGAUCUAAAUGUUGGCUUUAUUGAUGAGCAUACAGAAAUAAUAUUAAAUGUUGAUUAUUAUGAGCAAUUUAAUAAUGUUCAUAUUGUUCCGUUAUAUGAUACUUUACCAACUACAUAUAAUUAUGACUUAUUUAUCGAUUACAUAAAGCCAUAUAUAGAAAGACAUUACUUAAAUUUAUAUUCAAUUUAUGAUACUUUCUUUUAUAAAGGAGUUCAAUUUAAAAUAAUGGGGAUUGAUCCAAUUAAUAUAAAAUAUGGCAAAGCCAGAAUUAGUUGUAACACAUUUAUUUAUAUUGAUGGAUCGAUAAAACCAACGUUUUUUGAUGUCAUAUCAAAAGAAGCAAUUAAUUAUAUCAAAUGCUUACCUUUUGAAUAUAAACCUUAUGCUAUAUUAAAUAUUUUACAACAGCUAGAUUCAGAUUCUUUAUUAAGAUUGUUUCCAUCAGCUAAUAUGAAUUUACGAGAAAAUAAUAUGAAAGAAGAAAACAUUUUAAAACAGUUGACAAAGCAUAAAUAUAUAUUUAAUAAAAAUUUUAAAAAUAAUUACUUAAAUUCUUUAGAAAAUUAUGAUAAGAGCGAAGAAAAUAAUAUCAAUGAAAAAAAAGAUGUAGCUAUUUUAAAAAAUAAUUUAACAGAAGAACAGUGUGCUGUUUGCUUUGAAAAAUUUCAAGAUUAUGAUAAAUGUAUAAAAUUGAUAUGUUUACACACAUAUCAUUGGAAAUGUGUGAAAAACUGGUUUAAAUUUAAUUUAACAUGCCCUUGUUGCAGAUGUAAAUUAAAAUUUUAA